Molecule: messenger RNA, 1113 nt
Organism: Penicillium cataractarum
Lineage: Eukaryota; Fungi; Ascomycota; Eurotiomycetes; Eurotiales; Aspergillaceae
Product: putative sulfite oxidase
Exons: 3
Coding region: 1-1113 (370 amino acids)
Cellular component (GO): mitochondrion
Molecular function (GO): molybdenum ion binding; oxidoreductase activity
Source: RefSeq, a predicted model, not a curated record
AUGGAACAAUCUGAUCAAAAGCCUCUAAACCGGGAGCCUCCAACAAAGACCCUGGUUAAUCACUUCCUCACACCCCAAGAUACAAGCUACGACCGUAACCACGGCCCAAUCCCCCACAUAAACCCGGAAACCCACUCCAUCCGCGUGGACGGUCUGGUUACGAACCCGCUAUCACUUAGUAUAAACCAGCUACGUUCCGACUUCGCCCAGCACGAAGUGACCUGCGCACUUGAAUGUGCCGGUAACAGGCGACACACGAUGCGCACGCUUGUAAAAGAAGUCCAGGGAAUUGACUGGGGCGAUGCGGCGAUCAUGAAUUGUAAAUGGAAGGGACCUCGUCUUCGAGAUGUUCUUCUCCGUGCUGGAUUGUGUGUGGAUAUUGCCGAUCAACAGAGCGGUUUGCAUGUAGCAUUUGCUUCUUAUCAGGUUAAAUGUCAAGAUAACGACUGGUUUGAAGCUAGUGUUCCGCUGGAGAUGUGUUUGCCGGUGGAGAGGGAUGCUAUUCUGGCACUUGAAGUAAAUGAUACCCCACUUACAAGAAACCACGGCUCCCCCGUUCGAGUCGUUCUCCCCGGUAUCGUGGGUGUUCGAUGGGUAAAAUGGCUCGAUCGUAUCAUAAUUCAAGACCACGAGUCCCCAAACGUCUACCAGCAACGCGAUUACAAAGCCCUGCCCCCAGACGCAGUGGACAGCAAAUCUGCAGAAAAAUACUGGCAAAGUACUCCACCUAUGUACGAGAUACCGAUCAAUUCUGCUAUAGCAGUUCCCGCAGAUGGAGAGACUGUGACGUUAUCUUCGACCGGUACGGUGGAAGUAAAGGGGUAUGCCAUCCCACAUGGCGUAGACGGACCAGUAGUUCGUGUUCGGAUAUCAGGGGAUGGUGGGGAUUCGUGGGUUGAUGCGCAAUUAGAGGGCUCGGAUGAGAGUAUGAAGUGGUGUUGGGUUUUGUGGACUGCGAAUGUUAAAUUAAGCCCCGGCGUACAGAGGGAGAUUUUGAGUUGUGCUACGGAUGUAGGGUCUAAUUCGCAGGAGCGGGAGCAUUCUCGGUGGAAUCUGAGAGGGGUUGGGUAUAGUGGAUAUGGACGAGCGAGGGAUUUGACUGUCGUUGAAUGA